UGUCGCUGCAUCGACGCCGCGCCUCUGCCCGCGACAUUCGCCCUGUCCGUAAUCGUGUCCGUGUCCGUCUCCGAAACCGUGUCCGUGCUCGUGUUCGUGUCCGUAGUCCGGACGCUCGUCCGGUUUCUCGUCCGUUCAAUGUGUACGCUCCGAAUUUAUCCAUAAGUGGGGACUUCCUAUAUUCCCUCCGGAUCUUGUGGCCGUUAGCAUUCUUAAGAGUCAAUUUAACGUCCAGCCACUGAGGAACAGUCACACGUGAUUAUGCUGCUAAUCAUAGGAUUUUCUUCCGUGAACAACCUCCGUUAAAAUCCUCUAAGAAAGAUCGCAAGUGGAGUGAACUCAUCGAAAAUCGUCCUCAAAGUUCGCGUUCUCCUGCGGGAAGGAUCGACGGAUUUGAACUUAAACCGGUGAUUCGACGAUCAAAUUGAAUUUCGACUUAGUAAUCUUGUGAACCGUCAUGAAAAUUGCGGAGUAAAAUAAAGUGAUGUGAUUGUGCUUACCUUCGUCUCGGAUCGAAUAUCACAUGUUUGCCGUCUCUAUUGGAAUAACUCCCGAUGAUAUUUCGUCAAAAGCGUCUACUGCUUUUAAUAAGCUGACUGGGAGAUCAGAACUGAGGUAUGAGCCUGUUCGAGGGCAGAUCGUCCGGUCACUCGACCAAUGCGGAUCUCGAUGAUGGCCGCUCAAGAUGACAAUUUUCCGGUGUCGCCACAGCAACGUUUCCGCUUCAAAGAUGCAAACGUCACCCAACACAAUCACUCCAGUCGAUAUCCG
Bemisia tabaci is the source of this 771-nucleotide messenger RNA. Lineage: Eukaryota; Metazoa; Arthropoda; Insecta; Hemiptera; Aleyrodidae. The record is from RefSeq and is a predicted model, not a curated record.